CACACAAACCACCCUCACACCGCCUUCCUCCUUCUUCUCCUCCUCCUCUCUCUCUCUCUAUCGGUCUGCAACGCGAGCGAGGGUUUCUCCGCUGAAUUCUCUCUCCCAUAUUUAGCAAGUAAUAACGAAGCUGCAGAGCAUCACCACCAUCACGUUUCCAUUCAUCUCUCUCUCUCUCUCUCUCUCUCUCUCUCUCUCUCUCGCUUCUGUGUUGCCUGUGAAGGGGAGCUUGAGCUCUGGUGAAGGGCCCAUGGAAGCGGAUCUCCGGCGGGGGAUUCUCCCGGCGCCGGAUCUCGAGGAGGCCUGCGGAGGCGGGCCGGCUCACGCCCUCUCGGAGGAGUCCGGUGUAACCGCCGAUAGCUCGAGGUCCGCCCUGCUCGGCGACGCUGACUCCUCGUCCCUGGUACAGUCAAUAGAGUGGACAGAUGAGAAGCACAAUCUAUAUCUCAAUUUGUUGGAAAGAUCAUUUGUUGACCAGCUGAACCAUUCAAAGAGGAUGCGGGGUGCGAUCUUACGAGAGGUUGUUGGGGUUCCAUACCCACCUUCGGAAUUGCCAAUGGAAAAUUGUGCUUCUUUUGAUGAGGUUUUGCAAGAUGGUCUCUGGCAGAAGAUUAACUUUCGAAGGAUGAAAAAUUCAUCUGAUUCCCAUGUAGUUAAAAGUCCACGGACACGCCACGUCGUCACUACUGGGAAUGUUUACCCUCUUGAGCCUCAUACACAACAAUACAAUGAGGAAGUUCACAUGACAGGAAAUAGAAAUUUCUCUAGUGGAUUACCGAGCAGUUCAACACAGCACUAUGCACAUCAUGUACGCCAUCACAAUCCAGUUGGUGGCACUGCUGAAGUUUCAGAUCAGAACUUUGUCAAUGAAGACGGAAAAAGGAAUUCUGCUUAUUCUCCUGUUCCCAAAAGGGCCAGGAGAAGCUCAGCUGAUGGGUCAUCAAAUGAUCAAGUCGUUCCACGUGGAGGAUUUCGUAGUGCAAAUGCUUCAGUCUUCAGACAUGGUUCCUCUAAGGAACAACAGGGAAAUUCGGAAGACCCUGACUGAUUCACACUCAAGGAAUAGAAUAGACAUUAUUUUCCAAGAGGAAGCUGGGACACAAGCUGGCAGGUAGCACUCUUUGGAAUGGCAAAUGGCAUGGGUAUGAUUACUGAUUCUUUUUCGGAAAUAUUCUUCACGGGAAAAGUUGCCAUGCUAUGGAUAUAUUCAACGACCCAUGAGUCCAUGGUGCUACCAAAGGAACUUUAGCGCAUCUUUUCUGCUGAGAAGGAAAAUUUUGUUUGGUCAGUGUGCUUUAUUUUCAGUGCAUUUUUGGAGUAGGAUAAUAGAUCGAAAACAAGCAAGGGAGAUGUGAUCGAUGUGCUUGUUUUAUGCUUUCUUUGUAUUCAUUUCUAGUAUGUACAUAUAUGUGUGUACGAUUGGGCAAACUACAUAUCUAAUAUCUUGUAUGUCUGAAGCUUCGGAUUUGGCAUUUCAUCCCAAAAUAUGAAAAAGAUAUUCUUUUGACUAAA
Molecule: messenger RNA, 1512 nt
Organism: Punica granatum (pomegranate)
Lineage: Eukaryota; Viridiplantae; Streptophyta; Magnoliopsida; Myrtales; Lythraceae
Source: RefSeq, a predicted model, not a curated record